This is a messenger RNA of Thamnophis elegans (Western terrestrial garter snake), 2701 nucleotides long. Its product is annotated as intercellular adhesion molecule 5-like. Gene Ontology annotation, molecular function: integrin binding. Gene Ontology annotation, cellular component: membrane. Lineage: Eukaryota; Metazoa; Chordata; Lepidosauria; Squamata; Natricidae. Gene Ontology annotation, biological process: cell-cell adhesion. Bases 193 to 1827 code for a protein of 544 amino acids. The record is from RefSeq and is a predicted model, not a curated record. The transcript has 7 exons.
UUUCCCGGAACAUUUAUAAAAAGAGGAGCAAGGCUUCGAGCCGGGCAAAAGGGACUCAGGCGCCGGGCUGUGUGUGUUGGAUCUAAGCGGCUGCAACCAGGGUUUCCAUUUCAAUCUCCACUGGGCUACAUUCGGACCGCCUCCCGAGCAGAAAAAAGCCUUUCGCUGAGUUUGAGUUUCGCCUCGAUCAUCAUGCAGCGGUCUUUCGUCUUUUUCCUCGCUGCUUUGGGCUCCUGGGCAUUUGAAAAAGGAUUCGCAGAGGAAACCUUUGUAAGAAUUUGGCCAGAAAAUCCUGUGGUGGAAUUUGGAGGUUCGCUUCAGAUAAACUGCAGUGCCAGUACUAAAGCAGAUACAAUUGGCCUUGAAACCCGCUUCACAAGAGAACUCAUUGGAACUGGAUCCAAUUGGAAAGCCUUCCGUAUAACCAACAUCAAUGACUGGAACACUAAAUCAUUGUGCUAUGUUAAUGCUAACUCGACAAAAACUGCAGUAACAACCAUUACUGUUUACAAAUCUCCAGCGAGUAUUGAACUGGAUCCAGUAACAGAUAUGGAAGUCGGCAAGCCGUAUAAUUUGAUAUGCCGGGUUUUUGGUGUAGCCCCCAUCCGGAACCUCACCGUGACCUUGCUGAAAGGAGAAGAGCAACUUCGGAUAAAAACCUUUGAGGAUCACACUCGGCCUGAAGCUGAUGGUGUUAUGGUCAACCAUACCAUAAUAGCUCAGAAAGAUGACUACGAUAAGAUAAUCACCUGCCAAACAUCCCUGGAUCUGAGACCAAGAGGACCACUCCUGAAAAACACCUCCCAGGGCAAAUCAUUAUGGACUUUUGAUUUUGCAAAGACUCCCCUGCUCCACGCUGGCCUGUUCUUAGAAGCUGGGACCCCGAUGAAAGUGACGUGUGAUGCACCUGAGGUUUCCCCAGCCAGAGAGGCCAGGUUUCAUCUGUGGUUUGCAGGGGAAUAUCUGACCUUCAACACCACUGUGAUGGGGGACUUGGCAAGUGCCCAGGCUGUGAUAGCCUCUUCCUCAGUUGGAGAGCAUGAGUUGCUCUGCAUGGUCUCUCUAGGGCCAGUGACCAAAAAUGUGACAAAGAUGGUGAAUGUGUUUGCUUUACCAAAGCCCACCUUGCAAAUUGGCAGUUCAGAAGCUGUCGCCGGUCAAACAGUGAACAUUACAUGUAGCGCUGAUGGCAGUGCUUCCCCUGGUUUUAAAAUGCAGAUCAGGGAUGCUGCCAAAAUAUUAGCAUCCGGCAACGUAGCUUUCCUGCAGCAUACAGUGAUUGCUCAGCAAGAGGAUAAUGAGCAGGAAUUCAUCUGCCAAGUAACCCUCAGCGUUGAUGGACACACCAAGGAAAGAAGCGUGUCUCAGAAACUUACCGUCUUCUACGGACCCCAAAUGGAUGAUUCCAGCUGUCCCCAGACACGGAGUUGGAAGGAGGGAAGUACGACAACACUUACCUGCUCAGCCUUGGGAAACCCCACACCAACUGUUCAGUGCUGGAAAGAUGGGAGACCUUAUGACAUUGGGGAACCACAGCUAGUCCAGAGAGAGCAUGAUGGCAUAUAUCAGUGCAAUGCUACUAACCAGUAUGGUUUUGAUGUUAGAGAUGUGACCGUACACGUUGAAUCUCCGCAAUCCACUGGCCAUAUCAUUGGCUAUAUAGUUGCUGUGGUGGCGUUUAUUGCUCUUGUGGCUGGCAUAGCUUAUUGGAUAAGGUCUAAACAAAAGAAGAGGAAAUACCAAGUGAAAAAGAAGGAGCAACAGCCACCACAAACUGCUCAAAACUCAGCGGAGCAAAGAUUCCUGAACGGCAAAGCAAAUGUCUAAGGAGACCGGUGUUUACUACAAACUGAAGAACCACUUGUCCCAAUGCCAGCAGGAGCGUAGCUGUGUUCAGUGUUCAUCACUCUACUUAGCUGCAAAAAGAAGAGGAUGUUGAUUCCAUGCCGUCAAGUCGUUAUUUAUUUAUAUUUAUUUAUUUAAAACACACGUAGCUGGCUACCUUUCAACCAACUCCAAGGUGGCUCCCAAUCAAAGAUGAGGGACCACAUUGACAGAUUUUUCUCCAUGGUGUGAAAGAAGAGAUAUGGCAAACUGUUCUUCAGCUCCUGAGCAUCGGAUGGGCAACGGUCCAACUGGACUUUGGAAGAGUGAAUGAUGGUGACCUCUGUACUUUCAGGCAAUGGCGGUGCUUAUGCCUCCUGCUUUUUUUUUUUAAAACUGAAGAUCUCCUCUGCCAUCUAAGUGGUCGUUCAGACUUUCCCUUGAAAAGGCAAUCAAGACCAAAAGGGGAUCUUAAAUCUUAAAAGAGUUACCUCCAGGAGGAGACAUAUGGGGAAACCACUCAGAACCACUAGGAAGAGAGCGGUUCACACCAGCUUGGGCUUUUCUUGCAAUAAUGGACAACUCAGUUGUAGAGUUUGAAGCAUCUUCCGGAUUUCUCCUCUUGCCAUUAAAUUGAAAACAAUACCAUAAGUUGCAUAGUAAAAUUAUUUACUGCUUUGUGCUCUCUGAGCUUGGAUGUUUUCUUACAGACAUUUCAUGACCCAACUGAGUAACACCAUCAGUGCUAAAAGGCACUGGAGUUUGUUCUCUGUUUAUAGAUGGGUGGCCUGCCUGUCAUAAUGAUGGGAGUGUAAUCUUGGUAGUUCCUUAAUUAGGCUGUUCUUUACUGUUCGUUUGGGUUAGUAGUUCCUUUUUU